Centruroides sculpturatus (bark scorpion) is the source of this 947-nucleotide messenger RNA. RefSeq names its product integral membrane protein GPR155-like. The coding region runs from base 180 to 947 and encodes 255 amino acids. Lineage: Eukaryota; Metazoa; Arthropoda; Arachnida; Scorpiones; Buthidae. The transcript has 6 exons. The record is from RefSeq and is a predicted model, not a curated record.
AAUUUUAUAAUUUAUUUACAUAAAUUCUUUAUUCCAAGCAGGAAAAAUUUAAAUUUAAACAGGUUCGUUGAUUACGUAAAUUUUGAAAAAUUUUUCUCGACCAAUCAAAUUCGAAUAUGAUGUUAAAGUGAAAAUUAACGUCCUUAUACGGAUCAAAAUAUCCAUACUAUCCAGGAUACAUGUAUCUAAUAGCACCGAUAUCGCUUAUAAUCUUAAAUCCUAUAGGAUUUUUAAUGAUGGAAAUUGAAAAAUUCCGUUCUACUAAUUCGAAUAAAGAUUUAUUUAUUAAUAGAAGACAAAUUAUAUUUAAAUUUACCAAAAUGAUUUUCUCAAUAAUUUGGGAAGUGUUAACUAAUCCAAAUGUUUUCAUGACAUUAUUAGGAGUCCUUGGUAAUAUAUUUUUAAGAGGACAAUUCCCCGAUGUAAUCAUUCGAAUACUAGAGGUCUUGAGUAUGGCUUUCGAAGCAACUGUAUUAUUUUUAUUAGGCUUUAGUAUAUUAGGAACAGGAAGUAGUCUUGCUGGUGCUGGACUUUUGGUUCCUGGGAUAUUGUUAGCUGUAAAAAUGCUAGCUUCACCUCUUAUUAUUCGUGCAACUGUACAACUUUUAUGUGCAACAUACCCAGAUGUCGAAGAUUUAGCAAAUUAUGGGUUUUUAUAUGGAAUGGUUCCAACUGGACCCAUUGUAUUGCUUUUUGCUAAUCAAUACAGCCUACCUACAGAAGUGCUCUCCGCGACGAUGGUAGUUUGCACUUUUCUUACUGCACCACUUAUGUUCGUUUUAGCAAAGAUGGUCACCAUGCAUGUGAGUGGUGUAGCCGAAUACGCCAUGCAAAUGAGCAAUACUCUUCUGGUCCUGGGAAUAUUGGGAUUAUUGGCAUCAGUACAGAUUUCUUUUCCUCCUGCUCUUGCAAUUAAUAAUCUUCUCGAAUGUCCUAAGGUUACUUAA